GUCAUCAAAUGCAGGUGUGUAUGAGUGGGUAAGGAUAAAAAAAAACAAAAAAAACAUGCAGAACAGUGUUUCACCAGAUACCAGGGUUGGGAAACGCUGCAUCACAGCCCCUAGGUUAGAUCAGUUUAGCCUGAUCCUGGUUCUCGAUGAGAGACGUAGCGUCCUGCUCAUUUCUGCAGACAUCGCUGCCCCACCCACCCACCCCGAUCAGCUGGAUCAGGUCGUUCAGGGUUCAGUCACUGAGGUGCAAAGACCACCAGGAAGAGCUUUGCCAUCAUCCGCUCACAUGGAGUCACAAGAAGCUCCGCCCGUUAAAUCUGCCUCUGCCCCCUCGGGGCCAGUGGUCUGUGAGGUCUGUGGGCUGUAUUUCGAGACCCGGCGAGGACUCUCCAGCCACGCUCGCCUCCACCUGCGGCAGCUGGGCGUGACCGUGUCGGAGAGCAGCGGCGCUCCCAUAGAGCUGCUCUACCAGCUCAUCCAGGAGAGAGACGGCUCCCUGUCGGCCUUCAACGCAGACCCCUCUGGAGCCGGAUCCACAGCUCCUAAGAAGAAACCCCAACAGGAACCCAAGACGUCGUCUGUGCAAGAAGAGAAGAGCUCGACCUCCAAGGCAGGAGGGAAUCGCUCGACGGCCCCACAAAAGGCCGAUCGCCAGGGACCGUCAGGCCGACUGACAGAGCCAGCGGAGCCUCUGAGGUCGGCCGAAGGCAGCAGCUCCUCUUUCUCAGAUCAUCAAAGUGUCACCAAGCCUCUGUGGGCGCCACUGGAUACGGAUGCUCCCAUUACCUUAACUUCAGACACGAGUCACGAGGCCCACGUUUGCCAGCUUUGUGGCUGCUGGUACGAGACACGGCGAGGUCUCUCCAGUCACGCCCGAGCCCACCUUCGCCAAAUUGGGAUCCCCGACAGUGCCAUAAAGGGGGGGCCCAUAGAGUUCCUUUACAAGAUGAUGGAGGAGGACCCAAAGCCCUUGAGCGCAGAGCUACAGGAUGAAGGCGCAUCCUCCCCCAAACGUCCCGCCGAACUGUCGUCUCCGCCCACAUCUCCUGCCAGCAAGCGGCCCAAAGCGUCUGAGGACUGCACCUGCGUCCUGUGCGGGGAGCAGUUUGAGAACCGAAAGGGGCUGGGCAGCCACGCACGCUCUCACCUGCGUCACAUCGGGGUGAGCGACCUGGUGGGGAAGAACUCCGCCAUCGACACGGUGGAGGAGCUGGUCAGCAGCGGCAUGAUCGAAGUCAUGCACCCCCCGAAAACCAGCAGCUCCCCUGCGACCACGUCUCCGGCGCCGCCCUCCCCCGGGCUCCCUGCUUCCUCUCCGCCUCCGAGCCAAGGCAGGACCGUCUUCCUCUCCUCGGCCCCCCCCCAGAGUCCAAAGAUGAGCUCCCAGGUUCCUCUGCACCCCAGUAACAGAGCUCCAAAGGCCAAGAAAGGCUUCCGGCUGGCAGUGGACCCCCUCCUCCGGAAACCGAAGCCUGAGCCCGUCGAGGUCGAGGUCUCUGAAUCCAAGACAUCCAGUCCUGAGGACGGCUCCUCUGUGGCCAGUUUUCCUGCAGCUCCCACCUCUGCGGCGCCUCUUGACUCAGACCUGCAGUCUCCUCCAACCGUUCUCUGUGACUUCUGCGGUCAGCUGUUCGAAACGCGCAAAGCCCUGUCCUGCCACGUCCGCGCCCACCUGCGCCAGCUCGGCCUGACCUGGUCGAUCAGAACCUCUCCCAUCGACCUCCUCAAAGAGGUCAUGCUGCACGGUGAAGACGGGAAGGCCAAACAGCCGUGGGCCCCGCAGGGCUCCAAAAGGCCCCGGAGGAGCCUCUCUGCCGAGGAAGGCGCUUCCACCUCCUGCACGUCACCUGUGGAUUAUUCCAUGAAAGACAAGUCUCUGCCGGGGAAGACGGCGGUCCCUCGUGUGGACACCUGCUGCCAGCUCUGCGGGUUCGACUUUGAGAACCGUAAGGCGCUGGCGAGCCACGCUCGGGCGCACCUCCGGCAGCUGGGCAUAUUUGAGUGGAAGGUGGACGGAGCGACGUCGCCCAUCGAGCUCCUCAGUGAAAUCAUCCAAAAAGAUCCCGCCAGGGUGGCUGAGAUUACCAAACGCUAUCGCUUCGGAGACCUCUACAUCAAGAAGUCCCAGAGAACCCAGAGAUCGACUUCCCCCUCCGCCUCGCCGGACUCUGGCGCUGUGGGCGGCGGCAGCAGGAGGACGUUCGCGCAGCAGGAGCUCAAGGCCAGCAGGAAGGACCACGGCAGCAUGAGCGCUCACACGCCGAAGGGGGUCCAUCCACUGAAACACGGAGUGUCGUCAGGGCAGGAAAACCGGAAACCGCAGCGGCCGCCUCGCUCCGGCAGCAUCCCGGCGCUGCUGCCGAAGCCCCCCCUCACCCCGCUGGUCAAACUGGUGGGGAAGGUCUACUCCCUCAAGUGCAGGUUCUGUGACGAGGUGUUCCACGGACCUCUGUCCGUUCAGGAGCAGUGGAUCAGCCAUCUGCAGAAGCAUAUCCUGUUGCUGGGCUACAAAAGCACAGAAGCGGCUCCGCCCACACCCGUGACCCGCCCUACACUCGUUGAUCCCGUCGCUGUCUAGUCCACCUCUUUGCUGUCUGAUGAAAAGAAGGAAGCUUUUGAAGAAGAGAUGUUCCCCGUUUGUCCACAGGAGGGCAGACAUGAGCUGGAGGAGUGUCACCCACUCAGGUGAAAUCCCACCUAGACUGCUGUUUUUACUGAAACCACCAGGUUUUUAAAUAGUUUUCUGUGUUGGUUUGGUUUGGAUGAACUUUUUAAAAGCCAAUCUUUGAUCAAACCACAAAAACAUUCUCUGAAAAUGAACUUUGUAUGCAAACUUUUUACUGGAGUUCCCAUAAAUUUCCUCUGUUCAUCAAAUAAUCUAAAUAUUUGUGAUGUUUGUACUCUUGUUUACUGUUUUAAGGCCUAAAAUGUCUUUUUUUUUUAAAUAAUUCAGCUCAACUUUAACUAUGUAAAUGUUUUUUGUUCUUCUAGAGUGGCCAGACUGUAGAAGUUUCUUGUUCUUCUGCCAUGAAACACAUCUGUUACUGUUUCAACAGAAAUAAAUGGAACAUUUUGUGAAUGAC
Oryzias latipes (Japanese medaka) is the source of this 3083-nucleotide messenger RNA. RefSeq names its product protein Wiz. Gene Ontology annotation, biological process: regulation of transcription by RNA polymerase II. The record is from RefSeq and is a predicted model, not a curated record. Gene Ontology annotation, cellular component: nucleus. Gene Ontology annotation, molecular function: DNA-binding transcription factor activity, RNA polymerase II-specific; RNA polymerase II cis-regulatory region sequence-specific DNA binding. NCBI's taxonomy places the organism in Eukaryota, Metazoa, Chordata, Actinopteri, Beloniformes, Adrianichthyidae.